AUGGUUCUUUCAAGAUACUCGCCGACGGCCCUCCCGACCGCCGCCGGAAUCCUCCUGCUCAUCCUCCACAUCAGCCCGCCGCCGCCCUGCCGCGCGAUCCGCUCCUUCCCGGAGAACGGCCCUUCCGCCGCUGCCCGUUUCGGAUUCUCCGAGGCGCCGGAGUAUCGCAACGGCGCCGGCUGCCCUGGCGGCGCCGCCGCUCCGUACGACCUGUCCCUCGUCCACGUGGCGAUGACCCUCGACUCGGAGUACCUCCGCGGCUCGGUGGCGGCGGUCCACUCCGUCCUCCGCCAUGCGUCCUGCCCGGAGCAGGUCUUCUUCCACUUCGUGGCGGCGGAGUUCGACCCGUCAACCCCCCGGGUCCUGACCCGGGUCAUCCGCUCCGUUUUCCCAUCUCUCAACUUCAAGGUGUACAUAUUCCGCGAGGAAACGGUCCUCAAUCGGAUCUCCUCCUCGAUCCGACCCGCUUUGGAGAACCCGCUAAACUACGCCCGGAGCUAUCUGGGAGACCUGCUCGACCCGUGCGUGACCCGGGUCAUCUACCUGGACUCGGACGUCAUUCUCGUGGAUGACGUGGCCAAGCUAUGGCGGGUCGGGCUGUCCGGUAACCGGGUCAUCGGGGCGCCCGAGUACUGCCGGGCGAACUUCACCAAAUACUUCACGGAUAGAUUCUGGUCCGACCCUAUCCUGACCCGGAAGGCGUUCGGGUCUCGUACCCGGAGCCCCUGCUACUUCAACACGGGUGUGAUGGUGAUGGAUUUGGGUCGGUGGAGGGAGGGGCAUUUUCGGGAGAAGAUAGAGAAUUGGAUGGAACUGCAGAGGAGGAACCGGAUGUACGAGCUGGGGUCGCUGCCCCCCUUCCUGCUGGUGUUCGGUGGUGACGUGGAGCCCAUCGGGCACAGAUGGAACCAGCACGGGCUGGGGGGUGACAACGUGGCGGGAUCCUGUAGGGCGCUGCACCCUGGUCCAGUGAGCCUGCUGCACUGGAGCGGGAAGGGGAAGCCGUGGGUGCGGCUGGACGAGGGGAAGCCGUGUCCGUUGGAUCACCUGUGGGAGCCGUACGAUCUGUGGAAGGGGCAGGAUCGUCAUUUAAUGUUUUCGGGUGGGUUGGUUGAAUAUUCGAGUUUUAUGUUUUGA
Molecule: messenger RNA, 1137 nt
Organism: Striga asiatica
Lineage: Eukaryota; Viridiplantae; Streptophyta; Magnoliopsida; Lamiales; Orobanchaceae
Source: the annotation of a GenBank genome assembly